Messenger RNA from Prorocentrum cordatum, 151 nucleotides. The record is from the annotation of a GenBank genome assembly. NCBI's taxonomy places the organism in Eukaryota, Dinophyceae, Prorocentrales, Prorocentraceae.
AUGCGGAAUAGCCACUUCAGAGAGAAGAGCAAGAGCCUCAUCCUCGUCGGCCAGCGCGUCUGGGUCUUCCAGUCCUGGUGGGUCGUCUGCACGUUCGGCACCUUCGGCAAGUUCUACGUCCUCAUCCACCUGCUCUUCUUCGUCGUUUACG